AUGGCCGACGUCCAAACCCCGACGGAAGCCAGUCUCCUGUCCACCUCGAACCCAGCUACCGAGUAUACCAGGGCAGAGUCGGAGUCACAGUCGCAGUCGAAAGAAGCAGGCGCGCGAGUCACCUCGACGGAAACUCUGGCUCCCACAACCGGCACAGGUACACCUGCGCCUACAACUGCGGUGAAUGGUGACAAGGGCAGCCAGCCAGCCACGCUCACGAAUGGUACACACGCUCACGCGCCAGAACCCACCACGUCGAUAGCUACAGCGGUCCCAACCACCCCAGCCACAACCACAUCGACAUCGACCUCAGCACCCCCGCCCCUGACGGACGAACCCAAGCAGAACGGCAAGGCCGUUUUUAGCGAUGAGAACGACCCGCCGUUGUUCUCGGCUUCAUUGAUCUCGGAGGAAGUAGCGGCACGGUUGCCAGAAGGGUAUACCAUCAGACCACUGCGACGGAGUGAUUACUAUGGCGGCUUCCUUCCCACGCUCCGUGUCCUUACCACGGUCGGCGAACCCACGCUCGCGGAAUUCAAUGCCCGCUACGACUUCAUCUCCUCCCGCAACGAUACGUACUACAUCCUCGUGAUCUGCGACGAGACCGCCACGGUGGUCGGCACGGGCGCCGUGAUCGUCGAGCGCAAAUUCAUCCAUAACAUGGGACUGGUGGGCCAUAUUGAAGACAUCGCCGUGGCGAAGAACCAACAGGGCAAGAAGCUGGGGUUGCGCAUCAUUCAGGCGUUGGAUGCCGUGGCGGAGAAGGUGGGCUGCUAUAAGAGUAUUCUCGACUGUAGCGAGGCGAACGAGGGAUUCUAUGUGAAAUGUGGGUUCAAGAGGGCGGGCUUGGAAAUGGCGCAUUAUUACGAGCCUGGGCCGAAGAGCAGUUACGAGAGGUCGUGA
Cladophialophora carrionii CBS 160.54 is the source of this 903-nucleotide messenger RNA. RefSeq lists its product as uncharacterized. Gene Ontology annotation, cellular component: endoplasmic reticulum-Golgi intermediate compartment; endoplasmic reticulum; Golgi apparatus. Gene Ontology annotation, biological process: UDP-N-acetylglucosamine biosynthetic process. Gene Ontology annotation, molecular function: glucosamine 6-phosphate N-acetyltransferase activity; monosaccharide binding. Bases 1 to 903 code for a protein of 300 amino acids. The record is from RefSeq and is a predicted model, not a curated record. The transcript is spliced from 2 exons. Lineage: Eukaryota; Fungi; Ascomycota; Eurotiomycetes; Chaetothyriales; Herpotrichiellaceae.